AUGGAGAAAAUCCCUUAUGCAUCUGCAGGUCGGUUUAUGUAUGCUCAGGUCUGUAUAAGGCCUAACAUUGCCUUUGCAAUGGGAGUCUUAGGAAGAUUCCAAAAGAAUCCAGAUUCAGAUUAUACUGGAUGUGAAGAUACAAGGAGAUCUACAUCAGCAUACAUGUUUUUACUGGCUAGAGGAGCAGCAUCCUGGAGAAGCAUAAAGCAACCAAAGACUGCUUCAUCUACUAUGGAAGCUGAAGUGGUAGCAUGCUAUGAGGCUAUCUCUCAAGCAUCAUGGUUAAGUCGAUGCACACACAUUGAGAUCAAGUAUUUUGUCAUAAAGGAAGAUGUUCGGGAUCACAAGGUUUUGAUCAAACAUAUAGAUACCAAUGGUAACAUUGCUGACCCAUUUACCAAAGGGCUUGCACCUAAGGUUUUUGUAGAUCAUGUAAGGAAUAAGGUGUAG
Messenger RNA from Macadamia integrifolia, 450 nucleotides. Its product is annotated as secreted RxLR effector protein 161-like. The transcript is spliced from 3 exons. The coding region runs from base 1 to 450 and encodes 149 amino acids. NCBI's taxonomy places the organism in Eukaryota, Viridiplantae, Streptophyta, Magnoliopsida, Proteales, Proteaceae. The record is from RefSeq and is a predicted model, not a curated record.